Molecule: messenger RNA, 327 nt
Organism: Parastagonospora nodorum SN15
Lineage: Eukaryota; Fungi; Ascomycota; Dothideomycetes; Pleosporales; Phaeosphaeriaceae
Exons: 2
Coding region: 1-327 (108 amino acids)
Source: RefSeq, a predicted model, not a curated record
AUGUCGAGCCACAAUAAUUCUUCCUCCCCCAGUGGCACAAGUCCUCGAACAAAAGACAUUUCAAAGCAAACGAACCCAACAGGAUCAACCGCCGCAGAUAUACACACCUUCCUUUCGCAACUACCUCCACGCCAGCAUUCAUCUCUACCCCAGAGCCCGUGGACAGUGUCUAAAGGCAGUUACACUAGAACGGAUGGAUCUGAUGUAUAUGUUCGGGGUCCUGAUGAUUUCCAGGCGAACGCCUUGCAAUCACGGACUAAUGAAAGUGUUAAGGGUGUGUAUGAAAACGAAAGCAUUGGUGAAGGCGGAAAGAAUGGAAAAAGGUAA